GUUUGACAGAUUAUUUGAAACUGUAAUCUGGUUCAUCUUAUUAUUGGCAAUCACCAACUUAUAAAUACAUAGCUUAUUAAACAUAUGUCAUUUUGGAGGCCUGGAACAGUUGCUCCUGGAAGUUCAGUUGUAUCCGCACUACGAAAUACACAUGAUGAGCAAGAUGUGCCCUUGUAUAAUCCCAACGAGAUGCUAUCACUUUCAGAUCAGCGAAAAAGAUUGCCAGCAUUCAAAUCUAGAGAUCAAUUUUUGUAUUGUGUAGAAAGAUUUCAAGUUGUCAUUGUUGUGGGGCAGACUGGAUCUGGAAAAACAACCCAACUUCCACAGUAUUUGGCCGAGGUUGGAUGGUGUGAUGGUGGUAAAAUGGUUGGUUGCACUCAGCCAAGACGAGUCGCUGUAACAAGUAUUGCGGCCCGUGUUGCUGAAGAAAUGGGUGUAACUGUUGGAGAAUCGGUUGGAUAUACUGUGCGAUUUGAUAACCAAAGUGAUGAUCGGUUGACAAAGAUAAAAUAUCUGACUGAUGGAAUGCUUUUUCGAGAAAUUCUGCAAGAUCCACUCUUGUCAAAGUACUCUGCAAUUAUGAUUGACGAGGCACAUGAGCGAUCGCUAUACACAGACAUACUGAUUGGUGUUUUAAAAAAAAUUUUUAAAAAACGACCAGAACUUCGAAUAAUUAUUUCGUCUGCUACUCUUGAUGCAGAAUCUUUUCAUGAAUUUUAUAAUACAAAUGCUACUUCUGACAAGGAAAAGGAUACGUCAGUUAUUAUGUCGCUGGAUGGUCGAAUGUAUCCUGAUAUCACCUCACUCACAACUUAUGAUACUUUGAAUUUAUGUAUUGUUGUUUACUGUGCUUUCCAGGAAAAAUCUGGAGAUAUCCUCAUAUUUCUUACAGGUCGCGACGAGGUUGAAAAGGUUGUUGCUGAACUUGCUGAGCAAUCAUCUGGUUCUCAUACUGUUUCACUCGGUAGUUCUCAAACUCCUAUUUUAGCAUUACCAUUAUAUGGUGGCUUGACUCCAGAUGAACAACGACUGGUGUUUUCCACAGCACCAACGGGCACUCGUAAAGUUGUAGUUUCUACCAAUAUUGCUGAAGCCUCUAUAACAAUUGAUGGCAUUGUUUACGUAAUUGAUGCCGGCUUUGUAAAGAUUCGAUCGUAUAAUUCUGUAUCAGAAACAGAUACUCUAAUGAUUGUUCCUACGUCACAAGCAUCUGCUCAACAACGUGCUGGUCGCGCUGGUAGAACUCGUCCUGGAAAAGUAUUUAGGCUAUAUUGUGAAGAUGCAUUUUCUACUCUUCCACCAACAAGUACACCUGAAAUUCAAAGAUCAAAUCUAUCACCACUUAUACUGCAACUAAAGGCUAUUGGCAUCGAUAAUGUUUUAAACUUUGACUUUCUUUCUCCACCACCGGCUCAGAUGCUGUCUCGAGCGCUAGAGUUGUUGUACUCACUCAAGGCACUUGAUGACUAUGGCCGACUGUCUAUGCCAUUGGGAUCUAUGCUAGCUGAAAUUCCACUUGACCCCAUGCUAGCAGUAACGAUAUUGAAUGGACAUCAAUUUGAAUGCACAGAAGAGAUUUUGACUGUGGCGGCUAUUCUUUCUGUCGAGCCCAUCUUUUUAGUACCAAAUGGACGAUUUCGUGAAGCGGAAGAUGCAAGACGUAAAUUUGCUGUCGAAGAAGGCGAUCAUAUUACAUAUAUCAAUGUAUACGAAGCAUUUUUGCGUGCCAAAAAAAGCUCAAAAUGGUGCUAUUCUAAUUUUCUUAAUGCAAAUGCGCUUAAUCGAGCAGUGUCAGUACGACAACAACUACGGCAAUAUCUACGUAGAUAUGGUAUAUCAGACUUUAUAUCUUGUGGCGCCAAUACAGUUGCAAUUCGUAAAUGCAUCAUCAGUGGCUAUUUCAGUCAUGCUGCUAAAUUGAAACCCGAUGGCAGCUACUCGACUCUUCGCGAUAGCAAAGUUUUAUAUAUUCAUCCAAACUCAACUUUAUUUAAGCGAUCACCAGAAUGGGUUGUAUUUCAUGAAGUUGUGGAAACCACCAAACCAUAUAUGCGCGAUGUCAUGGUCGUGCAGCCAGAAUGGCUUCCAGAGUUGGCGUAA
This is a messenger RNA of Batrachochytrium dendrobatidis JAM81, 2100 nucleotides long. RefSeq lists its product as uncharacterized. NCBI's taxonomy places the organism in Eukaryota, Fungi, Chytridiomycota, Chytridiomycetes, Rhizophydiales. Gene Ontology annotation, molecular function: ATP binding; RNA binding; helicase activity. Bases 85 to 2100 code for a protein of 671 amino acids. The record is from RefSeq and is a predicted model, not a curated record. Gene Ontology annotation, cellular component: intracellular anatomical structure; catalytic step 2 spliceosome. The transcript has 14 exons.